UGAAAGCUUCAGUUUAGUUAACAUCUCGAGUUUCGAGUUUCGAGACUAGGACCAGAAGUUUUGUGGUGGGAGAGAUGAAAAAAGGGAUGCUAGAAAGAAUUAAAAGUCCACAAGGGCGCAGGACAAACUCGACAAUAAGUAGUUAUACUAGGGUGAUUAUGGAACGAAAAAAAUUUUUACUCAUGUCCUGUGCGGCCGCAAUCAAUUCUAAAUAUUAUUAAUAACAAUUUUGCAAUUAACCAACCAAAGAAGAAAAUAAAUAAUCAACAAUUAAUAAAAGUGAUAAAAUAAAUAAUAACAAAAAUAUUAAAAUAAAAAAUGAGAUCUUACGACGGUGAAAGCAGUUCAGGUGAUGAAGACGAUCGGCGUGAAAUACUUUCUGAUAACAACCAUUUAAAUCAGGGUGGAUGGCGUGGCUCAACGCAUCCUGCAUGGGCAUGGGAACACCGUCACCAGUUACAAAAUCAAUCAAAUCCAUCAUUGGAGUCAAUAGCAGCGUAUUCAGCACCACCACCAGCACAUCCAGGUCUUGGAGUAUCUUCAACAGGUUAUACUCCUGGAUCUGAUCAUUCGCAAAAUCAUGGAAGACGAACUCCAUUAGGUGCUGUUGGUCUUGGAGGAUUUUAUUUUCAACAACAACCUCAACCACAUACCUCUUCUAGUGUUUUAUCAUCUGAUGAAAAUCGUCCUGAUCAAGAAAGGCCUACAGGAUCACGUUUAAACUGUCCACCAAAAUCGAAAAGUUCACGUCAAGGAAAAAGUGUAAGAUUAAAUAUAAAUGCACGUGAACGUCGAAGAAUGCAUGAUUUAAAUGAUGCACUUGAUGAAUUACGUUCAGUUAUCCCUUACGCUCACAGUCCUUCAGUAAGAAAAUUAUCUAAAAUUGCAACAUUAUUAUUGGCUAAAAAUUACAUUCUUAUGCAAGGUAAUGCACUGGAAGAAUUGAGGAGAGUAAUAGCAGUACUUCAAUCACCGCAUGCACAUACAACCGCACUACCACCCACACCAGUGUCAUAUGAUUUGCUCCAAGGAUUUCCUGGUAAACUUUUUCAAGAUGUUCCAGAGUUACAAGGUAUUCAUGCAUUAAAUACAUCAGGUAUUAAUUCAAGUGGUCCAUCUAAUGAUAGAACACCCUCAACUGCUGAUUUAAGUGUUACAGGAUCAGAGUCAACUUAAAUUUUUUUUUUUUAUAAAUAUCAUAAGUAGAGUUUGAACUAAAUGAAAGUAAAUGAAAGUACUAGUCACUAAGAUUUUCAAA
Messenger RNA from Cotesia glomerata, 1258 nucleotides. It is a transcript of the gene Oli, whose product is annotated as class E basic helix-loop-helix protein 23. Bases 319 to 1176 code for a protein of 285 amino acids. Gene Ontology annotation, molecular function: protein dimerization activity. The record is from RefSeq and is a predicted model, not a curated record. Lineage: Eukaryota; Metazoa; Arthropoda; Insecta; Hymenoptera; Braconidae. The transcript has 6 exons.